Epinephelus moara (kelp grouper) is the source of this 10108-nucleotide messenger RNA. It is a transcript of the gene dennd1a, whose product is annotated as DENN/MADD domain containing 1A. Lineage: Eukaryota; Metazoa; Chordata; Actinopteri; Perciformes; Serranidae. Gene Ontology annotation, molecular function: guanyl-nucleotide exchange factor activity; phosphatidylinositol phosphate binding. The record is from RefSeq and is a predicted model, not a curated record. Gene Ontology annotation, cellular component: cytosol; clathrin-coated vesicle. Gene Ontology annotation, biological process: endocytic recycling; endocytosis. The transcript has 23 exons. Bases 1191 to 4025 code for a protein of 944 amino acids.
UGAUGGAAGUCUGGAUGAGUUCUUUGAGCAUGAAAACCAGGCAUGUCCACCAGCAUUGUUGCAAUGGGCAAGCUGAGAACUGGUACCAAGUGUUUGGUCCUCCAAACACAGGCUGUUUGGAGGACCUGAUUCCUUCACAAGAGAAUGUGUCCAACCCCACAGAACAAGUCAUCAUACUUGAUGGGGCUGCUCUUGUGAACAUGCUACGACCUGGUGCUGCUAAGACAUUUUCUGACUAUGCACAGAAAGUGUUCUCACCACACAUCCUGUUUCAGCUGGAGCAUGUCAGCAGAGUGGAUGUUGUGUGGCAUGAAUAUUUCCUUGAAAGUCUGAAGGCCAAAACUCGAGAAGGAAGGGAGUUGCAGACGCGUUGAGCCAUCCAGUGCCAUACCUGGAAACUGGGCAGAGUUUCUAUGCAUCGACAACAACAAGGCUGAACUGUUUUCCUUCUUGGCAACUAGUGUGGAAACCCUCAACACUGGAAAACAAACAAUCAGCACCUGCCAUGCUGAAGCCCUCUGUACUCAGCCUCGAGAUAUAUCAGGUCUUGCACCAUGCACACAUCAGGAGGCUGAUACCUGCAUCCUACUGCACCUAGGAGAUGCUCUGAAGGAAGGGUAUAACAAGGUGUCAAUACGCACAGUUGACAUGGACGUGCUAGUACUGGUGACAGCAGCCCAAUCCCUCAACAUCAGUGAGCUGUGGGUUGCCUUUGGAGCUGGGAAGAGUUUUCAGCAUUUAGCAGCUCAUGAGAUGGCGAGGGCACUAGGUCCAGAUCGAUGCAUAGCCUUACCAAUGUUCCAUGCCUUUACUGGAUGUGACACAGUGUCAUCUUUUGGUGGCAGGGGAAAGAAGACGGCGUGGGGUACAUGGAUGACCUUUGAUGAUGUCGCUAGAGCCUUCUGUGCCUUGGCUGCCACCUCAGACUCCAUAGACAACUGGAUAGAGCCUCUGGAGCUAUUUGUGGUAUUGCUGUAUGACCGUACUAGCAGCCAGGAAUCAGUUAAUCAGGCACGCAAGCAGCUCUUCACCCAGAAAGGGAGAGCCCUGAGUCCACUUUUGAGGUGUAUCUGGAAGUAGUCCACCCAGGCACACACAGCUCUGGGCCGGAGGUGCGAAGGCAGUUCCCUGAAGACUACACAGACCAGGAAACUCUUCAGACUGUGCCCAAGUUCUGCUUUCCCUUCAGCAUGGACAGUCUGACAGCAAAUCAAGUCGGCCAGAACUUCACAUUUGUGUUGACUGAUAUCGAGAGCAAACAGAGAUUUGGCUUCUGUCGCCUCUCCUCAGGAGCCCAUACCUGCUAUUGUUUUCUCAGCUACCUGCCCUGGUUUGAAGUCUUCUACAAGCUGCUUAAUAUUCUUGCAGAUUACACCAUCAAAGGCCAGGAAAGUCAGUGGCAAGAGAUCCUGGUGUCACUACAUACACUCCCCAUCCCUGAGCCAGGGGUCCCUGUUCAUCUUGGUGUGCAUUCCUUCUUCACUGUGCCUGACACAAGGGAACUCCCUAGCAUACCUGAGAAGAGAAACCUAACAGAGUACUUUGUAGCAGUAGAUGUCAAUAACAUGCUUCAUCUGUACGCUAGUAUGCUUUAUGAACGUCGAAUCCUCAUCUGCUGUAGCAAACUAAGCACUUUAACAGCUUGUGUCCAUGGGUCGACAGACAUGUUAUAUCCAAUGCACUGGCAACAUGUUUACAUUCCUGUCCUGCCUCAACACCUAUUAGACUACUGCUGUGCCCCAAUGCCCUACCUCAUCGGAGUACAUUCCAGCCUGAUGGAGAAAGUUCGAGGGAUGGCUCUGGAUGAUGUGGUGGUCCUGAACGUGGACACAAACACCCUGGAUACACCCUAUGAUGACCUCCAAAGCCUGCCCAAUGAUGUGGUCUCAUCUUUGAAGAGUCGUUUGAGGAAGGUUUCAACAACAACUGGGGACGGUGUGGCUCGAGCCUUCCUUAAGAGUCAGGCGGCUCUGUUUGGCAGCUACAGAAACGCUCUGCAGUUUGAGGCGGGAGAGCCAAUAACAUUUAAUGAGGAAACCUUUGUGAGCCAUCGUUCCAGUGCCAUGAGACAGUUCCUCCAGAAUGCCAUUCAGCUGCAGCUCUUCAAACAGUUCAUUGACGGCCGAUUGGACCUGUUAAACUCAGGAGAGGGUUUCAGUGACAUCUUUGAAGAGGAGAUUAACAUGGGAGAAUAUGCAGGCAGUGACAAGACCUACCACCAGUGGCUGUUCACUGUGAAGAAAGGGGGCGGUGCUAUCUUCAACACAGUGAAGACCAAAGCAAACCCAGCCAUGAAGACCGUUUACAAGUUUGCCAAGGACCAUGCAAAAAUGCGUAUCAAGGAAGUCAAGAGCCGGCUUAAACAGAAGGAGCAGGCAGAAAACGGCUUUUCCACAGCAGGGUCAGCAGUCAUUGAUGACAACAGUACAGCAGGAUUUACAUCUUCCACCGGUGCAGUCAGGAGGGAAGGGCCACUGCGAACCUUGGAUGACCACAGGCCAAUCACUGUGCAUUUUGGACAGGCGCGGCCACCAAUGCUGUUGAAGAGACCAAGCAGCAAUGUGAGUCUGGAAAGCAGCAUUGACCACUCUAUCCGUCCUACUCGUCACUACACAGUCUUUCUGUCAGAGGAUUCGUCCGGAGACGAGCUCCAGUAUGAUGAUGACUCCAUCUCUGGGUUUCCUGACAGCUUUCUCUUCUCCGUCCCUUUUGAGUGGUCGCCUCUGCCACAGCCGUACCGCUCCCUGAAGGAGGUUGAUUUGAUAGAGGGGGACGGUCCUGGUUUUGGUGCAGAAAGUCACACUGCCCCUCCCAGCCCAGUUAAUGAGAAGUUCUCCAAUAUCAACCUGCUGGGGGACAUCUUUGGCUGCCAGGAUGAGCCUGACAGCCAACCAGUCACAUUGGCUAAAAGUCUCGAGGACCUGAGGACUCCCAAAAGCUCGGAGGAGCCCCAAGCCAAGUUCACCUACCAGCGGAUGGACCUGAAUGUGGGUGAACACUCACGAACACUUCCAGGCCUCAAGCUCUCCAACCCUUACAACAAGCUGUGGAGUACAGGGCAACACGAAACAGCCUUGCCCAUUUGUGUGACUACUCCUGUCCAACAUCCUGCGCUGAUGGAAGCCCACUCUCCGAGCCGUGAAAGCUCUGGCCCAGGCCCCGACUCUUUGGACCCUUCCAUCCUCCCGGUAAUCACAAUUCCACGUCCCCAUGGAAGGAAGACGCCUGAGCUUGGUACUGUGCUAGCACCCCCCACAGCCCAGUUGCGCUCUAAACCAGUAGGAGCUGGUGAGGGAGGGACUACAUCAGGCAGACAAGAGUUUAGGCAAGCUUUAAGCAUGACCAUAGAUAGAGACCUGCUGAAGCCCACCAAGGCUGCUGAGGACAGUAUAGAUCUGAUUAGCCUUCUGGACCCCCUUAACAGCUCAGUACCCACCAGCUCCACUUCAUUCAGUGACGGCAUUGAUAUUGGUGUGUCUUCAUCUUCUUGCAAACCAACACUACCACCCAGGUCUUACCCACAGGGCUUGCCUCCUUUCCCACUGCAUCCCCAAAUAUCACUCAACCCUUUUGCCCAGUCUCUUCAGCACACCUCCCCCCAAAUGCGUUACUCACCAACUGUGAGUGGGAAUCCUUUCAGUGCAGUCUACGGGCCUCCACCAGGCCCCUUUUUACACACUCCAGCCCGACCGCAAUCCUUUUCUACGCUACCAGGGCUCUACAGACAGCAUUCCCCAGGCAGUUCAACUCUGCCACCCAGCUAUGGACUGCUCCAGUCAGCCUUCCCCUCCUCAGUCGUCCCCCUGCCUCACUCCUCUGCCAGCAAUCUCGCUCUUAGCAGUCUGGCAGACUCCACAUCUGUCCCCAGUACAGCCAUGAACAUCCUGGCAAAGCCACUUUGUGCUGAGGGAGACAGCCAGAAGACUCAGGAUCCUUUUGGGGAUCUGCUAAAUAUGGCCAAGCCAGCUACUCCCCAGAAAAAGAAGGUGGAGGACCUUCGGAGGAGGUGGGAAACAUUUGACUAAAACCUGUGAAUAUGUACUGAGGUGCCCCUCUCUGUCACUACCCAAAUGUCCCUCACUGCUGUAUCAGGACCUUCUAUUGCAUUGAAUACUACAUUAACAAUAAUACACGCUACUCUGCUUAUGCAACUCACAAUAGCAGAAGAAUUCUUCAUCGUAAACUGAGGAAGUAAACAUUUGCUGAUUAGGCUUGGGUUAUUUCCCAUGCAGGGUAAUAUUAAGUGUACUUUGUGGACUUGAUUAAAGCAAUGUGACAUAGGGCUGUCACCUGCAGUCGGUUGGUUGAUAUGCUCUUGUCCGACCAAAUUCUCCUUGGUCAGAUUGUUGCUGGUGUUACUUUAAUAAGGCCAUGCGUCCACCAACACGUUUCUUUUCGCAGGUUAUAACAGCAGUUGUUGUUGUUCAGCACUUGUAUCCUCUGUGACGGUUGGUUUUUGUGGUCUUUACCCUGCCCCCUCUCCACUGUGAUUGGACAGCUGGUGAAAUUAAAGAGUGUAGUGUUUUACCCCAAGUUUAACUUGUUUCAUCUCUCAUUUUUAAUUAGAAGAUGGGUAUAUAAUCACAGAAGACAUUCAGUGUUGGAUUUAUCAUAAUGGAUGUAUUUUAUUAAGUCUCUAAAAGACACUGCAGUUCAAGGCUAGAUUACAGAGCUCCUGAAAGGGAUACGGUCACACCGGAGCCCUUAUUUGAGCGGCAGGAUGGCUAAUGUUAGCCUCUGAGCUAAAAUAGUAAGUCUCUGUCUCGCAUACAUCAUUACAAAGACACCUUGUAUGUGACAUUGUCAAACCCAGAGUUACUGUCUAUAUAGCAGUGAUACUCAAUUCACCACCCAUAGUUCAAAUCUGGCCCUGUUAAGGUGCCAGGAGCCCCUCCAGUCAUUUUCUAAUUCUCAGUGAAAAUAAAUGGAAUCACAUUUGGAAUUUCUUUUUGUACUUUUAAUGUAAGUAAUAGAGAUGCACUGGUCGGUCACCAGAAUCUGCCGAUUUUCAGUUUGAUCGACCGAUUUUUCAGUUUGUAAUUAAUGUGAUGUAAUAAGUGCAGCAUAGAAAAGCUAAUGCCAACCGCUUCAUGUAAGUGAAAUGAAAAUCCUAAAAUGAUAAGCGCAGUACUCCAGGUGGUAUAGUUAAAUAAAAACACAGAGUUGGGUGGUCUAACCUAGUUUGCUAGUUAGUCUGCUAAUUAGCUGAUCAGUCCAGAUAAUGAGCAGACUAAUGUUACUAGGGUAGUAGAUAAUAAGCUCAAAUGCUUAAAAGCUAAUGAUAACUGUUUUAUGUAAGUGAAAAUGUUAAAACAAUUAGCCUUAUAUACCAGGAGGUAUAGUUCAGUACGGUUCUUAUGAUAGAUUUGGUAGUUUAUUCCAUGGCACCAAAACAUUGUAAUUAAAAGGAAAGGAAAUCUCUUAUAAAUGAGGUGCCAAAGUCCAUUUAAAGAAAACAACAACAACAAAAAAACAUCAAAAUUGAGCUUGUUUAUUUAAAAAAAAGUGCCAGGAGAAGAUUCCCUGAACCCAUUGACAGAGAUACAGGCUAAGCCCCGGAUGUCUUAAAAUCAUUAAAAUACCCCUGCGCUCACCUGACGCGUGCAGAGCUGCAGCAAAUUGCCCCUGGCCUCCUGUCAUUUUGCUAAAGUAGCCCCCUGGCAAAGCAAGAUUUUUCUUUGUGACAGAUUUUUCAUCAGUCCUAACGUUUAGUGGUGAGGCAGACUUGCACUCACAGCUCACCUGGAUGCUCCCAGUGAUACAGUGUGCCAUUUAUUUUCAGAUAUUACAGUGGACAUCACAGUUAUUUUUCACUUAUCGCGUUCCACUUGCCUGAACACAGUUUACUUGCCCUGGGCAAGUGUUGAUGUCGAGUUCUGUGACAGGAAAAAAAUGUUUUGGUGGAAACACUACGCUACUAGGUAGAGUGCACUCACUGCACUGCAGUGAGUUAGUUAACCUAGAGAUAAUGUGGAGAUUUGUUUUCCCCAUCAACCAAUGGAUUGGUUGAAGAGUAGGUGAAUUUCAGUUGACCAAAACUUUCUUUGAUUGGUUAUAGUGACAUAAUGACUUGUGACAUAGUGAAUUUUGUCAGCCCACAGUUUGUUUGACUCUGCUGUUGGUCGCUCAAGGUAUGUUUGCUGACCCCAAUAGUUGAUACAGGUGUCAAAGAUCAUAACUUGAAAUUGGGAACUUUUCUUGCCAAAACAUUAGGUUGUAAGUAGUACAUUAAUGUACAAAAGCUUUUUUUUUUAUUGAUGUUUUACUUUUGUUCUAGACUAUAAUGACAUGACUUUCUUCUACUCUCAUGUGUUGCACAUAUGGAGUACAGUUGAACAAGUGCAUCAGAGAUGAUGUAUCAUUUAGUGGGACAGAAGGUCCUGACCCAGUAUGUAGGAAUGGUCAUGUGGUGACAACCUACACACACACACACACACACACACACACACACACACACACACACACACACCUCCCCUCCCCACUAUCAUUAGCUCUGCUGCUGACCAAUGACAAACAAGAGUGUGUGUGUGGUGAACAAAUGGGCAGUGUGGAUUGUUUCAUCAGCCAUCACUUGACUUUCCCACCAGUCUACCCAGGAAAUCCCGCUCAAAGCCGGCCUUGCUUCAAGAUGUUCAGAUGCCAACAGUUCUCAGCCCAUCACCACUCAUUAAAAAAUGCUUACAAAAUUCUUCACACAGCAGCCUCUUGUGUCAUCCAUCUCUAAUGACACCACAUUAGCGUAGUGCUCAGUAUAGAUCAGUAUAGGUUUGUGACUUUAAAAAUAGCACACAGUGUUUCCUGACUGACUCACAACAGCAUAUGUCUCAGUGAUGUCAACUUAUAAGAUUAGCUAGUAGCUAGUCUGCUAUAGUUAAUGAACAUCCUAAUGGCAUAAUGGUACUGUAGCUACAAAGUGUGGUGCAUCUCAAUCAUGCAGUUAAUUUACCUGUUUAUGUUUCUGAUUGUUUAAUGCACAGUGUGUUUGUUUAGUUCUUUUGGCCUUAGUGAUGAAUCUCUUUGUUGUCUUCUCUCACUGACCUAUGAAAAAAUGUUGCCUCCUACUGUUUUUUAAAAACAAACUUUUUAAGAAAACAUGCAAGCCUACAAUAGCCAGUCAUUCCCCUAAAUGAUUUGAAACAUUUCUGCCUGCUUAUAUAUAUGGGGACUCCGAAACACUUUAUUUCUGUUAUUUUAAAGGUUCCUUUUGCCUACUCUGCUGCUCAUUAAGCUCUCUAAUCAUUUCCUUCUGUUGGUUUUUGCCUUAGUCAAGAAUUUAUUUGUGUUUGAUGAUAAAUACUGACCUACUGAGUUACAGGCUGCUUACACAUUGUGAUGACAAGUGUACGGAGAGAACAAAGAUAAUGGUUCUGACUAUUUUGCCACCAGUUUCUAUUUCAGCUGUUCCAUCUUCUCCAGUAACAGAAAUUGUGUGUGUCACACCCUGUCAGCCUUUACUGCUUUCCAGGUGAUUUGGGGGCAUUUGUGUGUGGUGAAUGCCAAAAAGUCCUUUUUGCUUUAUAUUCCCAUGACAUUUAAUAUGGAAAUGUGUGGUCCCUGCCAAGUGAUUCCUGAUUAUUUUAACUUGUAAACCUCAUUUCUUCUUCUGGCAUAACCAUCAGAAAUUUCCACUUGCGCAACACCUUAUAUCCUUAAUAUUUUGGUGACUUUGACCUUUUCUUUAGCACCUCCAUCACACCAGAAUGUCCACUUGUACAAAAUAAAUAUUAAAAUCAUUAUCAAAUAUCAUAAUCCACAGCACUGGGCUCCUUUUUGUCUGGCUUUCUUUGGCAAAUGUACUAACUAACUAACUAACUCCCCUGUUAGCUGGGAGAUAUUGUCAAGCUAAGCUAACCCUGACAUGCUUGCUGAGGAUGGCAGUGGGUUUUGGCUGAAGGACAAUUAGAGCUCAUUUUCACUUAGUUUUAAUGCCAGCACGCAGAAGGCUGAAACAGGAAGUCCACUGGAGUCACCUGCUUUAAGGCGGCUGCCACAUCAUCCAUCUAUCCAUCCAUCCAUCCAUCCAUCCAUUUUCAUGCGCUUAUCUAGGGCCUGGUCAUGGAAUCAGCAGGCUGAGCAAAGUACUCUGGACGCCCCUCUCCCCAGCAAUGCUUUCCAGCGCUUCCUGGGGGAUCUCAAGGUGUUCCCAGGCUAGAUGAGACAUAUAAUCCCUCCAAGGUGUUCUGGGUCUACCCCAGGGCCUCCUACCAGUUGGACAUGCCCUGAAAACCUCUAACAGGAGCUGUCCAGGAGGAUCCUAAUCGGAUGCCUGAACCACCUCAACUGGCCCCUUUUGAUGUGAAGGAGCAGUGGCUCUACACUGAGCUCCCUCCAGAUGUCUGAGCUCCUCACCCUAUUUCCAAUGCUGAGCCCAUCCACCCUGCAGAGAAAGCUAAUUUCGGCCACUUUUAUCUGUAUUCUCAUUAUUUUGGUCACUACCCAAAGCUCAUGACCAUACAGUACAUAGACUGACUAGUAAAUCAAAAGCUUUGCCUUAUGGCUCAGCUCCCUCUUAAUCAUGACAGUCCAGCGCAGUGCCCACAUCACAACAGAGGCUGUGCCAAACUGCCAAUACGUCUCACGCUCGAUUUUUACCAUGGACCAUGGCCCAGAGAUAGAGCGGGUCAUCUACAAAUCAGAAGGUCAGUGGUUUGACCCCCGGCUCCUGCAAUCUGCAUGUUGAAGUAUCCUUGGGCAAGAUACUGAACCCCUAAUUGCUCCCAAUGGCUGUUUCAUCAGCGUGUGACUGCAUAUGAAUGGUUACUGAGUAGCAGGUGGCACCAUGUAUGGUAGUCUUGGCAACCAGUGUGUGACUGAGUGUGUAAAUGGGUAAAUGUGACAUGUAGUGUAAAAGCACUUUGAUUGGUCGGAAGACUAGAAAGGCACAAUACAAGUGCAGUCCAUUUACCAUAUUACAAGACCCCGAACUCCUUUGCUUGGGGCAGCAACUCUCUCCCAACCCAGAGGGGGCAAUCCACCAUUUCCAGCAGAGAACCUUGGCCUCAGACUUGGGGGUGUUGACUCUCAUCCCAGCCACUUCACAUUCGGCAGCAAACGGCAUUAAUUCAAAGGAAAAUGUGAGAAGUGUGUCUCUGUUGCUGGAUUCUGAUCCUCAGUCAGUUGCUGUGUGGAAGUUGUGUAGGAGCCCAGGUGACUUAAAGGGACAGUUCAGAUUUGUUGAAGUAGGGUUCUAUAGAUAAAUGGACCUGCGCUAGUCAUCCAACCACUCACAGCGCUUACACUACGAGCACACCUCCUGUUUAGCUUAGCAUGAUGAGAUAAAGCAGAAGGAAAUUGUUUCCCUGUGUCAGAAGUGUAAUUAUAGACCUAUCAGCAUUUCUUGCUUAAACUCAGCAGUCUUGUUUUACCAACACCAACUACUCCUUAAACCACAAAACUGAUUCUGGGCAAUGAAUAUACAAAAUGUUGCAUGCUAGAAUGACCCUACUAACAUCCAGUGGGGGUUAAUAAGGAUAUGUUAUUGUACACCUGACAAAGUUACAGCUAUCUCUGUUUUUAGAAAGAUUAAACUGUGGUGGAGAGAAAGGCGUAGAACAGAAAACAAUGUGGGUGACACACCUGAUAAGAUACAUACAGACGAUGUUCUGCUGUUCUUAACUAAACCUCAACUUAGGCUUCCUGUUAUUCUAGACCUAAUAAACUUGUUUUGAGCUUUUUCUGGGUACAUGAUUAAAUGGUCUUAAAGUGAGUUGGUGUCUUUUGAGUUGGAAGGUAUCCCUGAUACAACAUUUACCAUUUAAAAUUUCUUCUCACACUUCCACCUACCUUAGGAUUCCGAUCACUAAAAAAAUUUACUCUUUUUUUUUAAAGCUUUCUCCCUCUUGUGGCCAAAUUGCAGGCUAACAUUUAGUGUUUGAGAUCACUUCCUAUUUCACUAAUUGGGAGGACUAAAGCCUACAUUGUGUGACAUGGAUCUAAUGAACUUGGGUACGACAUAAUGUUUGAUUUAUGUAGACUGUAUGAUCAUAAAGCCUACUGACGCAUAGGCUAUAACGUACGUCCACUGUCAUCAAUACGCAAGAACAAAAUGUCAUUAGCAUGCGUCAUCCAUUGAGGUAGUGGUUGGAGAAAAAUAAAAACAAACAUGAAU